AUGCCUGUGUUUAGGGCGCGAAUGACUUUGUUGUUAAAAUUAAGUAUUCGUGGUCACAAAGCGAAACUGAUACCGCUGGUAACGACACUGCCAAUUCCAUGCCUGCCUUUCACGCUUGUCCAGUCAUAUAGCGCCCUUUUACCAGCGAAAAAAAAAUCCCCUAUCCCCUGGGAAACCUUAAAAUGUCAAAGGAUGACAAUAUCCAGGAAGUACGCAACAGUGGAGGGAUGUUGCGGAAAAUCGGGCGUCCUCUCCUUAAAAAGCAGACUUGGCACUCUAAAUACUGGAUCGCUUACUGGACGCGACAUGCUGGAAAGGCGAAGAGUUGACAUCUGUUCUCUGGAAGAUUUUAAUGUUUGUUUACAGUUAGUCGGCCCAAUGGCAAAUAAUUUGGAACAACUUUAUGGCUUAUAUUCACCAGCAAUAGAUGCAAGAUAUGGCAAAACUCCUUUUGAAGGAUUAAAUGGAACAGUAGAAAAGACGAUUUUGGCCUCAGGUUGUAAUGACAAUGCCUGUAAAAUUUAUAAUGCAUUCGAAGUUAAGAAUGCCACAGUUGAUGCUGACUUGCUGAUAGUUUGUCUUGGAACAGGGCCUCACACAUUCCUCUUGAACUACACCAAUGCAAAAACUGCAAACCUCUUAUUUAAAAUUAGGUGCAACCCCAAACCCAUGAGUCAGAUGAAUGUAUAUCACGUGAUAUAA
This is a messenger RNA of Helobdella robusta, 702 nucleotides long. RefSeq lists its product as hypothetical. NCBI's taxonomy places the organism in Eukaryota, Metazoa, Annelida, Clitellata, Rhynchobdellida, Glossiphoniidae. The record is from RefSeq and is a predicted model, not a curated record. The transcript has 6 exons. Bases 1 to 702 code for a protein of 233 amino acids.